AUGCAGCAGAGCAGCGCUCCAGAGUUCAUUCUCGAGGCCUUUGCGGACCCGGCCUCCGUACGGGAUGUCGUCAAAGGAAUCCUCCACACAAUCUUCUUCCACCGCUUCUUCCCCGCCGUCGUUCCGUACACCCGCGAAGUCCUAGAUCUGACCCUCCCCUACGUCGACGACGUCGAGCUCGAGACCAUGAUCGAGCAGCGCGCCACCGCCCUCGUCCGCCAGCUCGACGCGGAGCGCUCCUCGUCCGGCUCCGGCGGCGGUGGUAGCGGCGGCGGGCGCGGCCAGCUCACCGUCCAGUUCUUUGAGAAGAAGCGUCGCAAGGCCUGGCUCAUGCGCGGCGACGAGGAGGUCUGUUGGGAAUGCUGGACCGUAAAAGUCACGGUCGCGGAGCCCAGGACGGAGACUGGUUGGUUCUACCUACCCCUUUGCCCUCCUUUGGCAACCCGGCUGACCGUUGUCGGUGAAACUUUUCCAGAGCGAGCCAAAGUCCGAAAAGCCAUGGAGACGACGCUCAUGACGACCGUCAUGAAGGUCAUCACCUUCGUCAACGCGCACAAGGAUCACAUCCCUCCGAUAACGACGCAGGGGUCGAACCCGUUUCCCUACCAGAUCAAUAUUAACCAAAAGGAGUCAGGGUGGGCUACGAGGAUGGGCAUUUACUAA
Molecule: messenger RNA, 663 nt
Organism: Colletotrichum paranaense
Lineage: Eukaryota; Fungi; Ascomycota; Sordariomycetes; Glomerellales; Glomerellaceae
Exons: 3
Coding region: 1-663 (220 amino acids)
Biological process (GO): autophagy; autophagosome assembly
Cellular component (GO): phagophore assembly site
Source: RefSeq, a predicted model, not a curated record